Messenger RNA from Cylicocyclus nassatus, 473 nucleotides. The record is from the annotation of a GenBank genome assembly. NCBI's taxonomy places the organism in Eukaryota, Metazoa, Nematoda, Chromadorea, Rhabditida, Strongylidae.
AUGCUAAGAUUGUCCUGUUGGCCUUUUGGCCUGUUUAGUAGGUUCUCAUUUCUAGCUGCACAUAAUAAGUUGCGGUCUCCAUCUGUCAUGCGCCCACCACUUCUCGCUUGUGUGCUCGUUGGCAUAUCUGUUCAAUAUGCUUGUAGCUGUAUACACAAGGGCAAAGUUUUCGAAGAUGGACAGGAGUGGAGUGACGGCAGAUACAUCAGGAAAUGCAAAUUAGUGCCGGAACGUUGGGAUUACGACAUCGUAGCAUGCAUUAUCGGAGGAGAACGUGUCAACAUCGGUCGGACUAUCAAGGUCAAAGGACCGAAGGGAACGCGAGAAUACCUAUGUGAUCACUCUCCAAGUGGAAAAGCGUACAUUAGACGAAUUUUCUAAUUGUGAGAAUGAAAGAUAUUGCUAGUAUAUUGUUUGUUUCAUGCUGUACACAUCUGCCUUUCAUGUAAACACUGAUAAAAUCUGAUGUUACU